AGGCAGAGCCGAGAGGGAAGGAGAGACAAGUUCUCUUGAGCUUACGUCUGGCCACACACAGCACUCUGAGCCGAGAGGGAAGGAGAGACAAGUUCUCUUGAGCUUACGUCUGACCACACACAGCACUCUGAGCCGAGAGGGAACCUUGACAGGGCAUGGAAGCAGAUCUGAAGCGCAUAGGAGGAUGGUGUCUAGUGUUGCUGGCAGCAAUGCUCUUACAUGCAGGUGUGUCCCAUUGCAUGGUGGUGACGUCCACAGGGCCUCAGACCAUCAAGAAAUCUCAGGGGGAGAGUGUGAGUCUGGGGUGCACCUACAGCCCAAGCCCCUCUGACACCGGAGCGCUGGACAUCGAGUGGUCCAUCAUCAGCCCUGACAUGACCCAGAAGGACAAGCUGAUCCUCUCCUACUCCGGCGGGCAGGAGUAUCGCCUGGGCGACCCCGCCCUGAUGAAGCGGCUGCGCUUUGUGGGGGUCCCCGGUAACGGCGACGCCACCAUCGAGAUCACGUCCCUACUGGUUUCCGACACAGCCACCUACCAGUGCAAGGUCAAGAAGACGCCGGGGGUCGACUCUCGAAAGGUCACAGUGGUGGUGCUCGUGCGUCCCUCUGUGCCCACGUGCUGGGUGGAGGACGGUGAAGAGAAGGGGGCCUCCGUGUCGCUGCGCUGCAAGUCAGCCAGCGGCUCCACACCCCUCACCUACACCUGGAGAAGAGAAGAGGGAGGCAGCCUACCUCCCACAGCCAGCAUCAACACCCAGACUGGGGAACUCCUCAUCAGGAACCACUCCGAGAGCUACAUUGGCCGCUACGCGUGCCAGGUGAAGAACGAAGUGGGAACCGAGCAGUGCACAUACACCCUACGGGCCUACAACCCUGUGAAUAAAGCCGGGGUGAUUGCUGGAGCUGUGAUUGGUGCUCUGCUGCUCUUGCUCCUCCUCCUGCUCCUCAUCUGGCUCCUGAUUUGUUGCUGCAACAAGCGACGCUAUGAGAAAGAGGUGGCUAAUGAGAUCAGGGAGGACGUCACCGCCCCAGAAAGCCGACCGGCCAGUCGUGUGUCGAGCAUGCGCUCCAUCAUGGGCUACCACACCCACUCUGGCAUCAUGUACAGCUCCGUGAGGCAGGGCGCCCCCCAGAGGGCUCCAUCUAGCCGGCACACCGCCUCCCUCCAGCAGCAUGUACAACCAGGCUCAACAGUCGCUAUGGAUACCCAGUCUAACUACCAGCAUGUACAAGCCCGCGCUCAAAUACAACAGUCGCUAUGGAUACCCAGUCUAACCACCAGCAUCUACAAGCCCCAGCUCAAAUACAACAGUCGCUAUGGAUACCCAGUCUAACCAACGUAUAAGGUAUCUACAACCCCCCAUUCAAAUACGACAUUGGUACGAACAAUCUGCUAACUCAGGCUGAGCUGUGAGUGGCUCGGCUCUAUCAUGGUAUCUGGUUCGGCUCUCAAGCCCAUCUCAACUCUAAAGGAAGCUCCCUGAGUACUGUACUGUAUGUUAUUAUAUUUUACUCUGAAGUUUUAAAAUGCAUCUUACUUUUGCACAAGGUUUUUACAUAACUUGAUGUUUAUAACUUGCACUUUGAAAGUGAAUUGUCUUUCAUGUAUAUUUUCUACACAAUAAACUUCUUGUUCUUUUGUAGUAA
Molecule: messenger RNA, 1647 nt
Organism: Alosa alosa (allis shad)
Lineage: Eukaryota; Metazoa; Chordata; Actinopteri; Clupeiformes; Clupeidae
Gene: vsig8b
Product: V-set and immunoglobulin domain containing 8b
Exons: 10
Coding region: 156-1334 (392 amino acids)
Source: RefSeq, a predicted model, not a curated record